CCACCAAAUCACAAGAUGAUCACAAUAUUCUGCGCUUUCUUCACUCUUCUGACCUGUGUCAGUGGAGCGACUGUAGUGACUCAGAGUCCAGUAAUCACAGUCAGUAAAGGAGAAACAGCUAAACUGGACUGUAAUCUGGGGACAAUAACUGAUUCUUCUGCUAGAUGGUACAAACAGACUCCAGCAGGAAUUCAGCAUGUGUUAAGAUUUUAUCAUAGCUGGAGCUCAGUUGAAUAUGGAUCUGGUUUCUCUGCUCCUAAAUUCACAUCAAAACAUUCAUCUAAAUCAGAUUAUAGUCUGAUCAUCAGUAAUGUGGAUGUGGAUGAUUCUGCAGUGUAUUACUGUAAGACAUGGGACAGCUCUGUUAGAGAGUACGUAUUCGGCCAGGGAACAAAACUCAACGUGAUCGACUUCCCCCUCUCUCCUCCUGUUCUGACACUCUUGUCUCCGUCCGCUGAGGCUCUGAAGGAGAGUAAAGCUACACUUGUGUGUCUGGCUGAGGAUAUUUCAGUAGCUCUGGUGCACGUCACCUGGUCAGUCAACGGUCGCUCCGUCACAGAAGGAGUCUGGAGCAGUCCUACUGAGAAACAGCAAGACAAAACCUUCAAAAUGAGCAGCUAUCUGACCAUCGAGUCGUCUGAGUGGAUGGAUAAUGCAGAUUUCUCAUGUGAAGUGUCAGUGGGGUCCAAAUUCACUAAGAAAAGUAUCUCCGCUUCACAGUGCUGAAAAAGUGUCUGAAUCAAAAUGUCAGCGGUUUUGCCUUUAUUUCUUUUCAUGUUUGUGAACGGUGUAUCUGACAUUGACUAUGACUACGUACUUCGGUUUUGGGUUUUGAUUCUGCAAAAAUAAAAAUCUUUGGCAUGACA
Carassius carassius (crucian carp) is the source of this 866-nucleotide messenger RNA. Its product is annotated as immunoglobulin lambda-1 light chain-like. The transcript has 4 exons. The record is from RefSeq and is a predicted model, not a curated record. Lineage: Eukaryota; Metazoa; Chordata; Actinopteri; Cypriniformes; Cyprinidae. The coding region runs from base 16 to 726 and encodes 236 amino acids.